GCACAAGCAUAUGGGUUCUUCAUUGAGCCACAUAGCGCCCCAUCGUCGAAGAGAUUUUGUCUUGAUAAGAUGUGGACAAUACGAAUGGUCAAGUGAAUUCGGCAAGGAGAGCGCCAUCAUUUACACUAGGGAGUGGGACGAGAAACCAGGAAUUUGCACUUCUUAUUACAGGGCGAGUCAUGACAAGGUUCUUUUUACAUUCUAUGAUGCCAUGAGUGAAGAUAAUCUUGUGGCGAUAAACAUAGAGUUCUUGGCUCUAAGAGACGGCGAUCGGCUUUACAAGUUUGGUUCUGUGAAAGCUCGACAAUUUGGUGAGAAUUUCACAGUUAAAAGACGAAGACCAAUCGGGCGCCAGAUAUCGUUUUGGAGCUACGAAAUGGGAAGAAGCGAAAAUCAGUUAGCCUUGUGCAGAAGAGAUGAGGAAUACGAAAUUCAAUUCGAGGCAAAAUCUCCUUUGGUGGUUCUUCGUAACUUUCUGUGCAUAUCCUGUGAUCCAUCGAAAGGUCUUGUCGUGGACCGUUUAGGUUUUGCUGAUCCUGUCGAAUAAAUGUUUCCAGGUCCCAAGCCACCUAUGAACUUCCACGAAACCUGGGCUGCCCG
Messenger RNA from Neltuma alba, 600 nucleotides. RefSeq lists its product as uncharacterized. NCBI's taxonomy places the organism in Eukaryota, Viridiplantae, Streptophyta, Magnoliopsida, Fabales, Fabaceae. The transcript has 2 exons. Bases 11 to 547 code for a protein of 178 amino acids. The record is from RefSeq and is a predicted model, not a curated record.